Molecule: messenger RNA, 363 nt
Organism: Malassezia globosa CBS 7966
Lineage: Eukaryota; Fungi; Basidiomycota; Malasseziomycetes; Malasseziales; Malasseziaceae
Exons: 2
Coding region: 1-363 (120 amino acids)
Cellular component (GO): mitochondrion
Source: RefSeq, a predicted model, not a curated record
AUGGAUGGAGGUCCUACCACUUUGCGCGUGAGAGAUGUGGAUGUGCCUGUAAAGCCAACGCCUCCUGGGCCGGAAGAAUGUUGCCAAUCAGGGUGCGUCAAUUGUGUAUACACGCUAUAUGCCGACGAUGUGGACGAGCACAACAAAGCGAUGCAAGACAUCCGGAGUCGCUUACGGGACUAUGACCCGCCCAUCACAGCGGACGAAUGGGACAUCCAGCGAUUAGGGCCUAUGCCUCAUGCGUCGGCAGACGAACUAGAGAACGAGCGUCAUACCCAAGACAGAGAGGCACGGCAAGCGCAACCGGCCGACCCAUCACUCGCGGCAUUCCUUGAGUUAGAGCGUAACUUGAGAAAAAAGUAG